Alternaria alternata is the source of this 1496-nucleotide messenger RNA. Its product is annotated as tartrate dehydrogenase. Gene Ontology annotation, molecular function: oxidoreductase activity, acting on the CH-OH group of donors, NAD or NADP as acceptor; NAD binding; magnesium ion binding. The record is from RefSeq and is a predicted model, not a curated record. The transcript has a single exon. NCBI's taxonomy places the organism in Eukaryota, Fungi, Ascomycota, Dothideomycetes, Pleosporales, Pleosporaceae. Bases 338 to 1441 code for a protein of 367 amino acids.
CUUUGGUGGGGCAUGCGGCUGCAGUAAGCUAGCGCGGGGAAGGCGCGACGCACAGGGUCUCGACGAGGGGAACAUGCAAGCGCCUAACUCAGCUCACGCACCUGGAGAAUGUCUUGGGAGCCACUUCGGGACGUAGAAUUGUAUCCGGACGUACUAUGUCCUGCGCGGAGAAAGAAUGUCCGAUGGUCAUGACUUGCUUGUAGUAUAAAACCAUCGAGCUUGCUACAGUCGUCUUGCUCGUAAAGAACCAUCAAUCGGACCCACGAUAACGUUAAUCGGACCUUCUGAUCCUUACCCUGACUAUUCCCGAAACCUACGAGCAACGACAACCACUAAGAUGCCGUCACAUAUCCAUUCAGUAACAAACAUACACCGCAUAGCCUGCAUUCCAGGUGACGGAAUCGGAGUCGACAUAACAGAAGCCGCCAUCCAGGUCCUCAACGUUCUCGCCAAGACCAUUGGCGGCUUUGAAUUCGACUUCAAUACCUUUGACUGGAGCAGCAAAAACUAUCUCGAGCGAGGAUGGUAUAUGCCACCUGACGGCUUAGAGCAGUUGAAAGCCUAUGAUGCCAUAUACUUUGGCGCAGUAGGCUGGCCCAAUGUUCCCGACCACAUCUCCCUUUGGUCACUCAUCUUGCCGAUUCGAAAGUCUCUAAAUCAAUAUGUCAAUGUACGGCCUACACGCAUCCUCCCCGGAACCACGUCUCCUCUAUCCAAUUGUAAACCCGGGGACCUUGAUUGGAUGAUUAUCCGCGAGAACAGUGAGGGCGAGUACUCCGGCCAAGGCGGCACCUCCCAUGAGGAAAGUCCCCAUACCAUUGCCACCGAAGUGAGCAUCUUUACGCGCGUCGGCAUCGAGCGAGUCAUGCGAUAUGCGUUUGAGACAGCACGGUCGCGACCACGCAAGAAGCUGACCAUGGUGACCAAGAGCAAUGCCCAAAGACACGGCAUGGUUCUCUGGGAUAAAGUCUUCUACGAGGUUGCAAAAGAGUACGAAGAUGUUGAAAUUGACAAGAUGCUCGUGGAUGCUAUGACUGUGCGCAUGACGCUACAUCCUUCUACACUGGACACUAUCGUUGCUACCAACUUACAUGCAGAUAUCUUGUCUGAUCUUGCUGCUGCGCUGAGUGGGUCGAUUGGUAUCGCGCCAUCGUCUAACCUCGACCCUACAAGAAAGAAUCCGAGCAUGUUUGAACCUAUCCACGGCUCUGCGCCGGAUAUUGCAGGCAAGGGUAUUGCGAACCCAGUAGGCGCAUUCUGGAGUGCUGCUGAGAUGGUGCGAUGGGUUGGCGAGGAAAAGGCAGCGGAUGGGCUUAUGAAGGCGAUUGAGAAUGUCACCGCAAGAGGGGUUAAGACGAAGGAUCUUGGUGGCAGUGAGAAUACCAAGGGCGUCACAGAUGCGGUGUGUGCGGAGAUUGAGACACUCUUCAAGAGUGGCUGAGUGGCGUCAGCAUGAACGACUGCGCAAUAUGAGAUAUAUGUACAUACCCAUCACC